Monomorium pharaonis (pharaoh ant) is the source of this 788-nucleotide messenger RNA. RefSeq lists its product as uncharacterized. The transcript is spliced from 3 exons. The coding region runs from base 1 to 612 and encodes 203 amino acids. Gene Ontology annotation, molecular function: nucleic acid binding. The record is from RefSeq and is a predicted model, not a curated record. Lineage: Eukaryota; Metazoa; Arthropoda; Insecta; Hymenoptera; Formicidae.
AUGGAUUGCAUCCAUUUCACUAUCAGCGCGUACAACAACUCCUUCCGCGAAAUGAAAUACAACGCGUCCACUUUUGUGCAGGACUUCUUGCACAGUGUCGACGAGAUUUCAUUUGCCAGCAACCUUUUCUGGACAGAUGAGGCUACGUUUACACCUAAUGGUGUAUUUAAUUCGUGUAAUUCAGUGAAAUGGGCAGAUGAAAAUCCUCACGCCAUUCGUCAAAUUGCAUUUCAAUAUCGCUGGGCGAUUAACGUAUGGGCAGGUGUAAUUGAUGAGAGAUUGCAUGAUGGGGCUCCGGCACAUUUCUCCCGACGUGUGCGUGAGAUUUUAGACGACCGUUAUCCAAAUAGAUGGAUGGGUCGAGGUGGCCCAAUCGCCUGGCCACCACGAUCGCCAGAUUUAAACGUGCUCGACUAUUUUGUUUGGGGCCAUAUUAAAGCGAAAGUCGAGCAUAUGCGCGAACGUACUGAAGUCGAGGUACGCGAAGCGAUAACAGCGUUUAAUACAGUAACGCCAGACAUGAUACGCCGAGCAACACAGCAAAUUGUUCGAAGAGCCGAACUGUGCUUAGAUGCACAAGAAGGCAAACAUUUUAAGCAAUUAUUGCAUUAAAAUAAUGAGAGUGUAUUAGGCCUACUGGGGAAACCACUUAAAAAAAAACGCGCCAAGCUAUCUACCUCGGUGGUGAUGCGGAAACGAUAGCGUUUUCGUGAAUUUGCGAAGUUGGUCCAACUUUUAUUGAGAACGUUUUUGACUCUGCAAUACUAAAAAUAAGGCAGAAUAUUUUU